Messenger RNA from Acipenser ruthenus (sterlet), 3772 nucleotides. RefSeq names its product APC membrane recruitment protein 1-like. The transcript has 2 exons. The coding region runs from base 342 to 3710 and encodes 1122 amino acids. NCBI's taxonomy places the organism in Eukaryota, Metazoa, Chordata, Actinopteri, Acipenseriformes, Acipenseridae. Gene Ontology annotation, cellular component: plasma membrane. The record is from RefSeq and is a predicted model, not a curated record. Gene Ontology annotation, biological process: regulation of canonical Wnt signaling pathway. Gene Ontology annotation, molecular function: phosphatidylinositol-4,5-bisphosphate binding; beta-catenin binding.
ACUCACAGAUCUCACGAACGCGGUCCCGCCUUUGUUGUCCCAUUGAGUAGCUCCCCCCCAGCCAGAGAUUCUGCGCAGGGAGGGAAGGAAGGAAGGAAGGAGAGAGAGAGAGAGAGAGAGAGAGAGAGAGAGAGAGAGAGAGAGAGAGAGAGAGAGAAGAAAGAGGAACAAAAGUAAACUGGAUUUAGAGCGUUCAUUCCUCUCUCCCUCGAAACACACAGGCAACAUCUUCUGCAGUUACGAUCUAGGAACAUUAUGGUGCAUUUUCAAGAGGUGAGCCUGGCAGCAGAGUUUUCAUCCAUGUUCACAGUUGAGUGCACCUGGCUGUAGAAAACAUUGCCAUGGAAACCAGCAGCGGAAGAGAACAGACAGCUGGAACAAAGCCUUUGUGUGGUGGCUGUGAAGAAUCAGCCAGAGGGUGCCAGGCCCAGGGGACGGAGGCAGACGGGACAUCUGAGCGCACUGAUGCUACUCCUCCUGAACUGCCACCCCCUGGGAAGCUGAAGAAAACAGCUUUUAAACUGUUUGGAGGGAGAAAGAGCAUUUGCACCUUACCCAGCUUCUUCGGGGGAAGAAACAAAGGCCAUGGGAAGGGGUCCUCUAAAAAGGGGAUAUGCAAGAGCAAGACUCAUGAUUGCAUCAGUGAGGUGAGCUGGGAGGACGGCAGAAGAACCGCUGACAUGCCAGCGGGAGACUUUGAAUACCGCGGACAGAAAUGUUCAUCUGUGAAGAUGCUGUCAGGCUCUCAAAGUGUGUACUCCAUAGCUGACACGAAUAAGAAAGCAGACGCACCUCUGUCAGCGAACUCUGAAUGCUACGAUCAGAAACUAAGUGCCGACAAGUCCUCGUCCUUCCCCAGGCCAAAGAAGGGACUAAAAGGUUUGUUCAGCAGCAUCAGACGCCACAAAAAGAAUAAAGGACUUUCUGUAGAGAUCCCUGCAGAUGCAGUGCCUAGAAGUCAGUCAAGUGACAGAAAAGCGGAGUCUGAACUUCAGGAUAGCUUUUCUGACAGCAAUGUGGCAGACACACUGAAUGAGAAAGACAAUUCGACUGAUACACCUGAAUGUAGCGAGGAUGCAAAUCUUUCAGAAGAAAGUUUAGUAGAAACUGAUGCAAAUAGUAAUAAAGCAUUACACAAAGAUAAGGUUCUCAAAGACUUGGAAGAGCUUGUGCAAGGGGAGACUGCAAAAGUAGAUUUCAGAGCUCAGACUGUUCUGUACUGUACAAAAGGAGACAUUUUGUGCACGCUAUCUGAGUUCAGCUGCGCCCCCGAUAUAAACCCAGACUACCUAGAUAACGAUCCACCUUCCGUUCAUUCUUCCGAGCAGAUCAGUUCAGUAUUUGGGGAUGUGGCUUCUCUGAAGAGCUUCGAUUCCCUCACUGGGUGCGGAGACAUAAUUGCGGACCGAGAUGACGACAGCAUUGCUGAAAGCACGGUGUCGGCUGAAAGAAGUCGCAACGCGGGCAAAAGAAGCUCCUGCUAUGUCACUUACCAAGGAGGCGGGGAAGAAAUGGCGACCCCUGAUGAGGUUGACGAGGAUUAUCUGCAAGGUUUGUGGGAAAAUGCAGCUGCAGCUGACGUGUGCUUUACCCCUGGUCAACAGCAGAUGCUCCUGGGCGAUGACAUGGACCUGCAGAUAUCUCCGGAUGGACCCGCCCUUCCUGGUCCAUGUGUGGAUGCUGCUAAUAAUCCCAAUGUUGUCCGAGCUGUUGCAGAUAACAGUCAUACCAGCGGAGACCUCCUGACCCCACAAAGUGACCAGCCUGAAUCUGCACCCAACAGUGACGAGGGUUAUUAUGAUUCCACCACUCCAGGCCCUGAUGAAGAUGGGGGUGAUAGCCUCAGCCGAAUCAGAAAGGAAAGGCUUCCAAGGGACAGCUACAGUGGGGAUGCACUCUAUGAGCUCUAUGAACCUGACGAUAGCCUCAUGAGCCCCCCUCUCGCAGAUGAACCCUCCUUUGAGACGCUGCCACCCACCCCAGACGCUUUGGAAUUUUUAGGAAUGGAUGUGGAUAAGAGUUUAUGUCCCAGUUUUUCCAACAAAGCUGGACUUAUGGAAGGGGUUAGACAAGUUCAGAUAGAGCAGAAGCUUAUGGGGUGGGAAGUUAAAAGCACAAAAAAGCACCCCAAAAAAGAGCAAGUCAUCUUGAGCAAGGAUAGAUUUUACGCAGAAAAAAGCACAGCUGAUUGUAAUUCUAAAAUGAACAAUAACACGCAUCAAGCUUGCCUUAAAGAGGAGCAGGUAACUUCACAGACUAGGAUAGGAAAAGGCUCAAAAGUAAAGCACAGAAAUAACCAGACACACCCCAGCAGUGGAGAACACCACACUAACCAAAAAACAAAUGCAAAGCUACUUCCUGAUUUGGAUGGCGUUGAUGUUGUGUGCAGCACAAAGAACUCCCAUCGAUCAAAAGUCCCAGUUCCACUUGAUGAAUUACUGCAGGGAAAUGGAAGAUGCACCCAGUCUGAAAAGAGAGAGAGAAAAACUGAUACUGGUAAAAUGAAGACUGAUGAAGCCCUUGAAUAUGAUCAGACUGUCUGCUUCUCCCAGGCCUUAGUGGACUUUACUAACAAUACUGCGUUCUUAAACAACCUUUCCGAAAGUAUUGGCAGCUCUGAUUCUGGUUCUUCCUUUACACACAAUAUGCAGGCCCUUCCAGCAAUGGUGACUUUCGAUGUGGUAGACAUGGAAAACGAAGGGGAAUGUGAUGGUCAGAUUGAAAUGGACACAGAUGAAGACAUGUCGUCGCCGUAUGAGGCAUACGAUGAGAGCUACUUGCAAAAAGAUGCUUUUGCUGAGUGUGACGAGAGGAUGUUUGAACUGUACGAUCAGAAUCCUUUUCUCGGCAACAGCUGGGGGGUUGCCAGUCUUCCACGGCAUCUUAAUUUCAGUAAAAUGAGCCCAGCAAUGCCGGCCCCAUUGUCUCUAAACAGGAGGAGCAGAUCACUAGACACUGACAGCUUGGAAUUCGAACUGGCUGACAUGUAUCUGUCAAAGGUUAUCCCUCAGCUUCCCCAAGUCUCCAGAUCUGAAUGGGAUUCCAAGAAGGCUUCCACUCUCCAUUGGCCCUCAGAUUGGGAAAGGAAGGGGCGAUCAGCCAGCUCAGAAUGGAGGGAGGUUGCUGACAUUCCUAAUUGGCCCUGGCAACAGGAGGCUACGUGCAAUUUCGCCCUUCCUUUGAUAGAUGGAAAAAAAUUAGGACGGGUCCAGAGUUGUAGUCCUUUGGGAAUGGGAAGGGCCAUACAACAUGAAAUCCAGAGGGAUAGAUUGGAUUUGCAGGUUGAGGGUGGUUCUCCUAAUCGGAGGCUUCAGCCUCAGACUUCAAGGUUUACUUGUGAUACUGGGGCUGGUAAUCCAAUACAGAGCUCCAGGCAGAUGGCCAGACCAUCCCAUCUCCCCUUACAAUCUGAUGAGUGCCGGCCUCAAACUGGAUCAAACUCAUUGGGGACUUCCAGAGACAGCUCUGGGAAGGUGCUUGCUCUUGUUUCUCCUUUAGAUGAAAGAAAUGAGGCGUAUUUCUCUAAGAUUUCCUCUGCAGGUCAGUACUCUGAUUCUUCCCACCAGCAAAUGAAGUGCAAACCCAUAGGUGUCACCCAAGGAAUGCCUCAUUUUCACUCUGAAAACCCAGACACUUUAAAACCAGAACUCUGUGUUGGACAGUGUGAGACUUCCAGCAAAGGGCGAAGCGAACAUGAAAUGACCUGUUGAGUGGAAUAAACACACUGCACUGGAUUUGUAGCCUUUAUAAAUGAUGGUGGGGGGGGGGGGGG